Penicillium subrubescens is the source of this 2212-nucleotide messenger RNA. RefSeq lists its product as uncharacterized. The coding region runs from base 600 to 1565 and encodes 321 amino acids. The record is from RefSeq and is a predicted model, not a curated record. The transcript has 2 exons. Lineage: Eukaryota; Fungi; Ascomycota; Eurotiomycetes; Eurotiales; Aspergillaceae.
CUGCGAAACACACAUCAUCUCCCGUCGAUCUAGAUUAUUAUUCACCGAGAACCACUUUCCACCUCGCACUACUUUCUUUUCCUCGUCCGGGGCCCGUGUCCCCACUCUGACCGAAAAGGCUCCGCUGCAUUAGCCCGUCCGCCCACGGCUGAUCGCUCUCAAUCCGGACCACCCAAUCCACCAAAUUUCUGUCGCUGUCCCCGAGGACCACCUCUGUGACUCAAGCCAAAAGGUCGAUCUCAGUUCGAACAACAACAUCCCUUCCCCUGCUUGUCUCUUGCCUCGGCGGCCAAUCAUUGUCGCCCAUUCGUUUGUUACUUGAGAUCUCUGUGGUGUCCAGGCACUGUCAGCCACUUCUCAUACAAUAAUCCUGAGCCCGCCCUAUCCCUGGAUUCCCCGUGAGGUCGUCCGUCCACCUCCCUCUCUCUGUCUUCGUCUAUUUCCUGUCCGUGCGGCGUGCGUAAUCUAAGGCGCUUUCCACCUUUCCCCGUGGCUUCCCUCGGGUCCAAGAGGCAUCUCGAAGGGAAACAAUUAUAUUGAGUGUACACCGACGCCCCCGGCUCCCCCUCUUUUACCGCCAAAUAGCCUGGGGCCGUGAUAUGGUUCCUUCUUACACAAUGGACCCCAACACUGGCUAUCCCGCUGGCUAUCCCGUGCCGACUCAGACUCCCCCGAACCAGAUGCCCUUCUAUCCGAAUUCGAUGCCCCAGUACCCCCAGUCCAAGACGCCUCUCCAGCCUGUCCAACAACAACAGCAUUCCUUUGGUGCCAUGCCCAUGCAGCCGGGUGGCCCUGGGGGAGCUAUGAUGCCUACUGGCUAUCCCCCGCAGACAUCUGUUUCUAUGGACGCGUUCACAUCACCUUUCACCCAACCUCCCCUCCCCGCCAACAUGACCCCAUUCUCUCAGCCAGGCACCAUGCCUAAUGGACCCUCGGCCGUCCAACAGGCAUUUUCUCAAAACAUGGCUUCGAUCCAACAAAAUAACCUCCUUGCCAACCAGCCGAAGCCUCCUCAGAUGAAUUCUCCCCAGAUACCUCAAACCAGGACCCCAGUUCAAGCCCAAUCCCCAGCGCAAUAUCAAGCCCAAGCCCAGGCUCAGGCUCAGGCUCAAAUGGCGGCCCGUGAGAAGGCCCGCGUCACCACCCUGCUUGACAUCAACACGACCCUAUUACAGGAGGUGGUCAAUCUACAAGCAUCUGGAAAGGCAGGGACAGCAUCCCCUGGUGAUGCCAACGCGUCUCCAACUGAUCAGGGCGGGGAUGCUGCCAAGGCACAGGGCUCCAAGCCAAGUCCAGAGUACAUUGAGUGCAUGCGCCGACUUCAGGCCAAUUUGGCCUACCUUGCAACGAUAGCCGAUCGCGCGAAGAAGUCGGGUGGUGUUGCCCCUCAAGCUCCAGCGAUCAUGACACCUCCUUCGAAUGUCCCCGCUGUUCAUGACCUGUACACCAAGUUGAACGAGCUUUUCCCACGAACGGGCAAGGGCUCGACUCCUCAAACGCUCAGCCCAGGUGGUAUGCAAGGCAAUGGCGGGCCUAGCCCAUCGCCAGUAUCGGAAGUGGUCUGAAGAAGAUUGUGAGGUUUGUGCCUCAUAAAUUGUCCUCGUGAGCAAGCUUCUCGUCUUCUCUGGUACUGCUAUGAUCUUCAUUUCCCAAUCCCGUCUUGUCAGGACGGGUAAAUCGGAGCACGAUGCCCCCCCUUCCUCCUCCUUUGGCAUCUCUCCACACAUGAACAUCCGAAUGGAGGAAGAACCCUCAGGAGCGGCGCCACCCGUCCAUUCGGCGGCCCGUCCUGUCUGCGCCACCCCAGCGAGAGGUCCUGCCCAGCUGGUUGGUACAUUGGUGUGGUACAGCGUACCUCAUCAUGUGGAAUGUUUGCGCGCUCUGGCCACAUUCAAGAAAAAUAGAACUUCCUAUCUAAUCAGGCCAUGCAGAUGAAUCCAGCCAGAGAGCCGCCUCGAGUAUGGCUACUGUAAUCGUUGUUUCAUCUGAUCUUUUGCUGGAGGCUUUUUGACAUGUCCAUACCUCUGCUUCAUUUGUUCAUUAUGCCAUGCGCCAUGACUUUGGACGAAGUUGGGGGGAACUUCAUAAUCCUAUGUAUUCUAGUUAACUUUAAAAAGAUAUGUCUCAGUUACUACAUGAAGCUUUGUCUAGCAAUAGUUAAUCAUGUGGCGUACAUCCAUGGCUGCAUAGAUAUGGACAUGAGCAAUCUGAU